This is a messenger RNA of Solanum stenotomum, 459 nucleotides long. Its product is annotated as S-protein homolog 5-like. The record is from RefSeq and is a predicted model, not a curated record. Lineage: Eukaryota; Viridiplantae; Streptophyta; Magnoliopsida; Solanales; Solanaceae. The transcript has a single exon. Bases 1 to 459 code for a protein of 152 amino acids.
AUGGCUCUUCCCUUUAUCAAAAUCUUUUUCUUGUUGUUACUGAUCACUCAUGAUCUUGACCUUUCACUAGCGAAAAAAUGUACAUUCUUUACACCAAAGUACGAAAUACAUGUUAUCAACAAACUUCCUAUCAAUACCCCACAAUUAAAAGUUCAUUGCGCGUCAAAGGAUGAUGAAAUUGCAAACAAGUAUGUUGCCAUAAAUGAAGACUUACAUUGGUCGUUUUGCGAGUCAAUUAGCCUUAGUACUUUGUAUUUUUGUAACUUUUGGUGGGGUCCAAAGAAUGCUUCUAUUACUGUGUUUGAUGACGUCAUCUUCUGUAUCCACCAUGGACUAUAUGAAAAUUUUCUACACUAUUGUAAAUGGGAAGUGAGACAAGAUGGUUUUUAUUUGGAGAUGUAUAAUACUACUGCUGGGAAUAAUACAUAUUUUAUGGAUCAUGAUGGUGAUUGGUCUUAG